Saccostrea echinata is the source of this 1710-nucleotide messenger RNA. RefSeq names its product paired mesoderm homeobox protein 2-like. Gene Ontology annotation, molecular function: DNA-binding transcription factor activity, RNA polymerase II-specific; RNA polymerase II transcription regulatory region sequence-specific DNA binding. The transcript has 5 exons. The record is from RefSeq and is a predicted model, not a curated record. Gene Ontology annotation, biological process: regulation of transcription by RNA polymerase II. Lineage: Eukaryota; Metazoa; Mollusca; Bivalvia; Ostreida; Ostreidae. The coding region runs from base 419 to 1054 and encodes 211 amino acids.
ACAGGUUAAAACUAAGUGACGUUUCAUGCAUUAAGGGGUCAUCGGUAGUAUGCAAUAAUCCACGGUGACAACACAUCCGGGAGGAAUUAUACGGGUAGUGCUAUGGCCGAACUGUUGCCGAGUGCUGCUGAUUAGCAAGAGGGGAGGACAAAAAUGACAGUCCUCUGAUGAUAAAAUUAAUAGUCCCACUCACAACCAAUUAUUCCCUCGUGUAAGCAACUUAUUGCAUGAUGUGGCCGUUAGAAUAAUUAAUUUAACUUCCCAAUAAUUUGUCAAUUAUAUCUCGUAAACGCUCACAUAAAUUUAGUUAUGACUGGCAAAUCUCGACAAAAUUGAGCUUUGAUAUAGCUAGAUAACCAAACGGAAAGUUUUCAGUCACAUAGGGAAUUCGGAAUACUCAAAGGAUAAAGUUUGGAUCAUGAAGACAACCGCAGGUCUAAAUUUUCACAGUUUCGGCAAAAUGCAGAAUUUUUCCUCGAUCCACCAACAGGGGGGAUCAUCAGAGGAUAUAUCUAAACCCAAAAAACCAAGACACAGAACAACGUUUUCGCCUUUUCAAUUGAAAGAAAUGGAGAAAGCAUUUAGGAAAGCACCUUAUCCUGACGUCAUGACCCGGGAGGAACUGGCUAGGCGAUUGGGUUUGAACGAGUCACGUGUCCAGAUCUGGUUUCAAAACAGACGGGCAAAGUGGCGAAAAGGAUAUUCUCCCAAACUGGACAUCAGUUCAAAAUCAAAUGAAAACGAACAGAAAGAGGACCCUAAACCACCAUUACCACCUCCAACCACAAAAGAGUCUACAGAACCUAAGACCGUCUCCUGGCAACCAUGGCCCGUUCUGACUGAAUAUUCUCCCUAUCCUUCUACUUGGAUGGGAUUUGCAAGUCAUACACACAAUCCCAUUCUGUUUAGUCAACAGUCGCUAUUUUAUCCCAGAGAAGUCGGUAGUUCUAGACAAUCCGAUCUAAACGUGCCAUUAAAUCUUGUUCAGAGGGAGUACAGUUAUGGUGAAAAUGUUUUUGAUAUGUCGAAAUUUUUGCCCAAAGAGAAGGAAUGACAUGCAACCCACGAGACACUGCAUAAAUUAUACUUAACUCUCAAACUAGUGAUUAGGAAAUAUGAGUUCUUUGAAUUUUUUUCCUUUCAAUUUUAUUCUUGAGAUUUUUUUUCUUUGCAUUCCCUGUGAAGUCUUUUUCGCUCCCAUCGUGCAUCCUACAUACUAUUAGUAGAAGACCUGUAGUUCUAAUAUGACAGUUGAACUACUAGUUGUUGCAUCGUAGUGUAUGCAACAUAGUUUUAAAAAUGUGUCGAGUUUCAGAACACAAAAUAAUAAGCCAAAUUUGGCAAAUGAAUAAAUUUAGAAUAUACAAAUUAUGUUAUAAAUUUAAAUGUAAUCUUGAUUGCUAUUUUAGCUAGUUAAUUUUUUUGUGCCUUUCUGUAAAUAGUUACGUUCUUCAGUAUUUUUACGGUUAAUAUUUGGAGCUUAUUAUACAUGUAAACUGCUAUAUCUGUGCUGGGCCGUGCAAUUGUACAGCAGUGCUACCUUCAUAUAUACUGUACAUUUUUAAGUACUUGAAUUCGGACAACAAUUAUAAUAGGCUACUGUUAAACUUUUUUAAAGCAAUAUAUUUCUAGCUUUUUAAUGUUUUAUAUUAGUUAUUUAAGUGGUACAUGCCUAUUUUAAAAUAAUAAAUACAAGGUUCUGCAUUGCAA